Messenger RNA from Pseudogymnoascus verrucosus, 1326 nucleotides. RefSeq lists its product as uncharacterized. The transcript has a single exon. The record is from RefSeq and is a predicted model, not a curated record. Gene Ontology annotation, molecular function: glycosyltransferase activity. Lineage: Eukaryota; Fungi; Ascomycota; Leotiomycetes; Thelebolales; Thelebolaceae. The coding region runs from base 17 to 1270 and encodes 417 amino acids.
CCUUACCAAUCCCGACAUGGUAUCAACAAGCGAGCUAGAGUCAUCGACAACAUCAACAACAUCAACACCGUUAACACCCCAAUCACUUAAAAGCUCAGAUCUAGUUCUGGUACCUUCUUCAAGGCUCGAUAUACGAUCCGACCAAGAGAUUACUGCAUGGCUUCAAACACCUCAUCCAAUCACCUCUGACAAAAAUGUGUGGGCAUUUUGGCAUUCAGGCUUCUCGCAAAUGUCUCCCUGGGUCCAGCGAAAUGUGAUCAACUGGGUGCGUCGACUCGGACCUGAAUGGACUGUCCACAUUCUCGAUCGUGUCCCCGGAUCUGCUACCAACAUUUCCCACAUCAUCGAUUCUUCCUUCUUUCCAGCUGCUUUCAAUGAGCACACUAUGAGUGGUCCUCACGUCGGUCCCCACUCAGCAGACUUGAUCCGCCUCCCUCUUCUUUAUCUCUAUGGAGGAGUCUGGAUGGACGCCGGCACUUUCCUCUUCAGACACAUCGACGAUAUCUGCUGGAAAACAAUUGAGGAUACAAACACGCCAUAUCAAAUGGCCGGUUUUGUCAUCGAGAUCCGACCCGGUGUUGACGCGAUGUUGAAUGGCUUCAUUGCUGCUAAGCGAGGAAACGGUUUCAUAAAACGGUGGCAUGAUAUUUAUGUUGCCCUCUGGGAAGGUGUCACGGAAAGCAAAGGGUUUCAUGCUCAUCCGCUACUCCGCCACUUACCUCUCCUAUCGCCUCCGGUAGACAAGCUAAAUUGCCCAGAUCUUGGGGUAUUAAUGGAAGCCUUUAGUGACUACUUGGCGCAUUUCCUUUGCUUUGAGAGACUUCGCAAACUGGUUGACCCUGCUGAUGGUUUCGAUGGCCCAAAAUACUACCGAGAGAACAUGUUUCUUGUGCCGGCUAUGCAGGAGACAUACUAUUUCCAGAUGAUGACUGGCUGGAAUGGCAUCAAGCAAUUUGAUCUCCUUGCCACGAGGCGUGAUGGUGUGCAUGAUGAAAAAUAUCUCGAGGCGGAGAAAUUUGUGGAUGAUAUGCUGGCGAAUACUUCCACCAUGAAGCUGUCUCAUGGGCCGCCUGGUGCGUUAAGCUCCUUUUUGGCUGACUUAUGGGACGACCCAAAGAACCAUCACGCCGAUAAUGAACCUGGAACUUUUGCUGCCUACCUUAGGUAUGGAAGUGUUCAUCUUGAUCAAACUCGUGUUCUUGAGCCUCUCCAAGCUGCUCCUACGAUUGAGGAGGUGCUUCAUGUAGGAGUGUUAGAGGUACCAGCUUAGUAGAUAGGACACUUUUCACGGUGAAAUACACCUUGAUUUAUACAUUACAUAAAGAG